Messenger RNA from Danio aesculapii, 2745 nucleotides. Its product is annotated as gastrula zinc finger protein XlCGF17.1-like. The coding region runs from base 64 to 1182 and encodes 372 amino acids. Gene Ontology annotation, cellular component: nucleus. The record is from RefSeq and is a predicted model, not a curated record. The transcript has 3 exons. Gene Ontology annotation, biological process: regulation of transcription by RNA polymerase II. Lineage: Eukaryota; Metazoa; Chordata; Actinopteri; Cypriniformes; Danionidae. Gene Ontology annotation, molecular function: DNA-binding transcription activator activity, RNA polymerase II-specific; RNA polymerase II cis-regulatory region sequence-specific DNA binding.
UCCUGAAGCUCUGCCGCCAUCAGUGAAAGACAAAGACAGAGUUUAUUGAAGGACAGUGAGAAGAUGAGUGAUCCAGAACCCUGCAGAAUUAAACAGGAAGAGACUGAAGAACUAAUAGAUGUGAUGGUGAAAGAGGAGAGUGAAGAACUGAGUGAAGAUGAGCAGAAACAUCAUGUCAAAAGUGAAAAUGAAACUCAAUCAGACGCUGAACAUAGUUUUCCAGUGGAAACAACAGAAGUGAAAGGUUUCAUCUGUACUCAGUGUGGAAAGAGUUUCAAGUACAAGUACACUCUCAACGUCCACAUGAAGAUCCACACUGGAGAGAAACGCUACAAGUGUUCACACUGCGAGAAGAGCUUCAUUCAUUCUGGACAACUGAAACAGCACCAGAGGACUCACAGUAGAGAGAAAUCAUUUCACUGCUCUAUAUGUGGAAACAGUUUUAAGCAUUUAUGUUCUCUACGAAAACACGCCAAAAACUUUCACGACAUGAUUGUGAAGGAGGAGGAGACGGAAGCACUGAGUGAAGAUAUAAAGGACCACCUUAGUGUUCAUGCAAAGGAGAAAAUACACUCAUGCUCUUGGUGUGGAAAGAGUUUCAUACAGCAGUCGCAUUUACGGAAGCAUCAGAGGAUCCACACCGGAGAGAAACCGUGCACAUGUCCUCAGUGUGGGAAGAAUUUCUCAAAACCAUCCAACCUCUAUCUACACCUGAAGAUCCACACUGGAGAGAAACCGCACAAAUGUGACCAAUGCGGCAAAACUUUUUUGAGGCCUUCGGUGCUGAAGAACCAUCUCAGACUUCAUACAAACGAGAAGCCCCAUUCCUGCUCUUCGUGUGGAAAGAGGUUUUCACAGCGGUCACAAUUAAAAGACCAUCAGCACGUCCACACUGGCGUGAGAGAGUUUGCGUGCUUUGAGUGCAAGAAGACUUUUGUUAGAGCUGCAGAAUUAAAGCGUCACAUGAAGACUCACACCGGAGAGAAGCCGUACGUCUGUUCACACUGCAACAAGAGGUUCAGUCAGUCAGGUGAUGUGAAAGUACAUGAGCUGAUCCACACUACGGAGAAGCCCUACACGUGUACUGAGUGUGGGAAGAGUUUCACACGGUUAAUAUACAUUUACAAACACAUGAGGAGCCACAAUGGAGAGAAAACAAACACAUUUGAUCAAUCACGCUGAACAUUUCAGAGCUGAGUGACUUUCACUUUCAUUCAUGUCAUUCAUUUUCUUUGAAUGUGCUUCCUGUCGCUUUUAUGGCGAUUUAUGGCACCAUGCAUCGAGAACUGUUUGAUCAGGCUGUGGAUUAAAGGUAAUAAUAUCGUAAAUAAUGUUAUAUUUCUUACCCAGACCAAUCUUUUCACUUCACAAGACCUCAGUGUCCUCAGGAGCCAUGGCUAUUGAUUUGGACUCGUUUGUAUGUGUUUAUUUUCAAUCUGAAAACCCUGUAACCAUUGACUGCCAAUGUAAAGAUAGACCACAGAUUCAGCUCAAAAUCUUCUUUGAGGAAAGAAAGGCACCUACAGCUUGGAUGAAGGCAAGGCAAGUUUAUUUAUAUAGCUCAAUUUAUACAUAAUGGUAAGUCAAAGUGCUUUACAUAAACAAUAAUAAAAGAAACAAGCCUAAAAAAUGAAAACAGCAAAGAAUAGAAAUGAUUAAGGAAAGCCUUGAUCACUCUGAACGCACUUUUUGAGGUAAGAGGCGACUUUUUUGAAUGGUUUUCUAAGGCCGAGACUGUUUAUGCGCCCUGAGCACCUUUUUUUGCCGAUGCGCUCUGUGCGCCUGCAAUUCAAAUAAAGUCUGAGUGGGAAAAGCAUGCUACGUUAGUCAUGUCUUAUUUCAUUGUCCAAUCAAAUGAAAGCAGGGGCGGGGUUUCCAUUGACAUGACAGCAAUGUUUGUGUUGUCAAGACAACUACAGUGUCUAUUAACAGUCGAACUAUCAGAAUUCUGUAGCUAGAAAAACCAUAGUGGUCAUUCUGUCCAUUCUCAUAUAAGACGUCAUAUUGUCACAUCAUAAUAACGUUCAAAGCUUCUAUUGAAAUACUAAAAUUAAACUUUUAAUGUCUGUUGUCAUAUUUAAUUAGGUCAUCAUCCUAAAAAUAUGAUCAUUUCGGUAAUGCAGCCUAUAAAUGUGAACUACUUGACCACCCGUGAAUGUCUGCAACACACUUUCAUUGUCAAUUUCUCAAGCAGGGGAAAAGCUUUUUUGCGGCACUGAGGCCCGCUUUACACUUUACACAUGAUGUUCUAGAAUGAAAACGAUGCACGCCCACAUUGGCGUUUCACCCAGCGUUUCUGAACGACUCUCCAACCACACUACACUGCUGAAAAUACACAUCACAUGACCACACACGCUCUGGCAUGCGCUGCAGCGGAUGCGCGCGUCUGAGCUUCAGGCAGUCAGCGGGUGCUAUGAGCACAAAACCCCAGGUGAAAGCAGCGCACAUCGGACGGUUCACCAAGAAUCUACCGCUGGAUCUAAUCUCACUAUAUUUGUUAAACGUGAUAUUUAAUUCAUCUAACGACAUAUUCACCGAUUUUGGUCUUUUUAAUGUAUUACUUGUUCUCAGGUAACGUGUUUUGGUUGAGCGCAAAGAGUUAAUAUAUUCAUUUAUGUAACUGUGUACACCGAUUCAGCACAUUUGACUGAUCGCUUGCCUUUAUUUUCUGCAUUGUAUAAACUUACUGUACGUUAUACUUUUAUAAUGGCCAUUAUUGAUUAUUAAAACUGAUAUUCAAUGAAA